Messenger RNA from Penicillium argentinense, 3885 nucleotides. Its product is annotated as putative plasma membrane phosphate transporter Pho87. Gene Ontology annotation, cellular component: membrane. The record is from RefSeq and is a predicted model, not a curated record. NCBI's taxonomy places the organism in Eukaryota, Fungi, Ascomycota, Eurotiomycetes, Eurotiales, Aspergillaceae. Gene Ontology annotation, molecular function: phosphate transmembrane transporter activity. Gene Ontology annotation, biological process: polyphosphate metabolic process; monoatomic anion transmembrane transport; phosphate ion transport. The coding region runs from base 1 to 3885 and encodes 1294 amino acids. The transcript has 7 exons.
AUGCCUCCCCGCCUCAAUCUAUUCACAGCCCGCAAGGCGGCUGCGGCUCUCCGCCAGCCUACCGUCUCCUCCAUUACCGCACGCAACGUCGCUGGACCGCUCCGAUUCCGCGCCGAGCAGUCCGCUCCCGUCCAAAAAAGAUGGAGUUCCUCCAAGGAUGACAAGAAGGUCAACCCGAUCGACGAGCAGAAGUUCCCGACGCAGGACCCUCUGCCCCAUGUCAGCCAAGAGGCCGCUGAAGUCGACAGGAUUAUGAGCAAGGAGAAGAGCUGUGAUGGACAACCGACCGCGCCUGAGCUGGAGCAAGGCUCCCCGGUCUCGGAGAUCCUUUCGCGCGACAAGGAGGCCAUGAAGCACAUGCCCAAGGUUAUGCAGGACCAAUUCAAGAAGAACAAGCGUUCGUUUUCGACCUCCGCCCGCAGCCAUACGCCCGAUAUGCACAGCUCGCAAGCAAACGACGAGGCGUCUGCUGCCAUGCUUGCUAGCAUGAUCCAAGGUGUGGAGGAGCAGGCUUCCGAGCGGAUCCCGGGGCUCAAGUUCGGGAAACCCGAGGCGCCGCGGGGCACCAUAAACUUUCGCAAGCGCUACGAUACGAUGCAGGACCAGUUCACCAAGAUGCUGAUGCAAGAUGGCAAGCUGGCCCGCGCCCAAAAGCAGAAGGGUAUUGCUGGUGGUGGUACUGCCGUGCAGGUCCCCCACCCCCUGACCCUUCGUCAGCGCCGUCGCACUGCUAUUAAAUGGAUCAUUGAUGGUUCAGAGAAGCGCCGCGAUGCCCAGCUGGCUCACCGCGUUGCGAAUGAGCUGAUUGCUAUCGCUGAAGGUCGUAGCGGUGUGUGGGACCGGAGAGAUGGACAGCACAAGAUUGUGCAACCCACGAAGCCGGCCCAGCUGACCACCCACUAUCUGCCUCGCCCCGCAACACCUCCUCAUUUCCUCGAUCGGACCCCUCUCCUCUCAUCUGCGCAAUUGCUCGCUCUUGGCCGAUUCCCAUCCGGCCCUCCAACGACGGUGGCUCCCUCCCCGGGUCACGAAUCCUUCGAGCUCGCCGAUUUCAACACCGCAACCGGAUCAGUAGCAGGAGCUUCUCGUACAGCAUCUGCGCGCACACAACGAUCACAACGUGCUUCGCGGCCGCUUAAGCCAGCUGUCAAUUCACAAUCACUUGCGGGAUUUCGACCCCGGCCCGACAGAGACUGGGAGAAGACUGUUGCCUCCGACCAGCGCCCGCGGGCUCCCCGCUCUUCUCGACUUAGGUUCUGGGCUGAAGCCCUUCGACGCCGGGCUCACCUCGCUGGCCGCGGACAGGCGGACGUUGACCCCGAGACCGCUGCCAAAAUGAAAUUUUCGCACAGCAUCCAGUUCAAUGCGGUGCCAGAUUGGAGCUCGAAUUAUAUCGCGUAUAGCAAUCUCAAGAAAUUGAUCUAUACCCUUGAGAAACAAGUGAACCGCCCCGAUGAGCCAACUGCUCCCGAUGUCGAGUCCGCUCCGCUGCUAUCCGGUUCACAAGUGCAUAACCCGGAUGGUAUCUUCAAGCACGCCCUCGAUGCGGAACUGGAUAAGAUCUGUACCUUCUUCCAGUCGAAACAAGAAGAGAUAUUCGAACUAACAAACGAGUUGAUGCACGAUGCGACGUCCUAUAUAUCGGAGACUGAUGGCGUCAACAUGGACCCUGUGAGCGAGAGUGUGGUCAAGGCACGAACCAUGAGUACCAACUCCCGGCCCGGAACUGGCUAUGGCCAAAAACUGCGCCGGCAGUCCAGCGCUGCAAGUGAGGACGCUGAUGACAGUGACGACGAACACUACCCACCAGUGCUCAAUUCACGCAACAGAUUGAUGCAGUCGACCGAUGAAGAGACCACAACGGAAGAUCGCGCCGCUGACUUGGCGGACUCUGCUUUCUUUGGGCUGGGAAGCAGUCGAGGGCCCCAGGACUCCGACUUGAGUGACCAAGCUUUCCUCGAUCUAUAUAACACUGGAGUCUCGUUGAAGAAACGUCUAGUCGAGGCUUACGUUUCUCUAUGCGGGCUUCGAUCAUUCAUCGAGCUGAACAAGACUGGUUUCUCAAAAGCUUUGAAGAAGUAUGACAAGACACUGUUUAGGAGCAUGCGUCGAGAAUAUCUCAAUUCAGUCGUCGCGCCAGCAUUGCCGUUCACCGAGUCCACUAUGGCAGCCGUGGACAGCAAUAUUGACAAGGUGGAAGGCGCGUAUGCCGACAUCGUCACCAAAGGUAGUCGAGCCUUGGCUAGCCGGGAAUUGCGCCUUCACCUCCGUGAGCAUGUUGUCUGGGAGCGAAACACGGUUUGGCGUGAGAUGAUCGAGAUCGAACGUCGUGCACAGGCUGCCAAUGUGGGUAUCCGGCACACUCUUCUGGGAGGCGAUGAAGAUCCAGCCACGGCGCGACGCCAGGGUGACAAGCAGGAGAUUCACACAAAGGAAAUUGGUACUCCUCUGGGACGCAUUCAAUUUCCCUUGUGGCUUUGCAGUCUGAGCUUCGGCACUCUGAUAUUCAGUAUUGCCAUCUUCGGUGCUUUGCUUGCCACUCCAUUGAUGGAGACUCCAGAACAACAGAACUGUCUUGCAAUGCUGGUACUUGUCAGCAUUCUGUGGGCCACAGAGGCAAUUCCUCUGUUCGUCACUUCGCUUCUCAUUCCAUUCUUGGUCGUUGUUCUGGGUAUCAUGCGGUCCGAAGCCAAGCCGCACAAACGACUUGGUCCGAAAGAAGCUGUCGGCCAGGUAUUUUCGGCCAUGUGGACUCCCGUUAUCAUGCUUCUCCUUGGCGGCUUCACCAUUGCGGCGGCUCUGUCCAAGUACGAUAUUGCCCGACGCAUGGCCAUGUUCGUUCUCAGCAAAGCUGGCUCCAAGCCCAAGAUCGUCCUAUUGACCAACAUGUUCGUGAGUAUGUUCCUGAGCAUGUGGAUCAGUAACGUGGCAUCCCCUGUGCUCUGCUACUCCAUCAUCCAGCCCUUGCUGCGCAAUCUGUCACCGGAUUCGAACUUUGCGAAGGCGCUUGUACUCGGAAUUGCUCUUGCGGCCAACGUCGGUGGAGCUGCGUCGCCAAUUGCAUCCCCGCAAAACAUCAUUGCUUUGCAAAACAUGUACCCCAGCAUCAGUUGGGGUACCUGGUUCUUCGUCUCGCUGCCUAUUUGUAUCAUAUCCAUUCUGUUGAUUUGGGGCUUGCUCCUGGCGACCUUCCACCCGGGACGCAACACCACCAUCAUUCCCAUGCGUCCCGUCAAGGAUCGGUUCACCGGAAUACAGUACUUCAUCAGCGCUGUGACUGUCGGCACUAUUAUUCUUUGGUGUGUGAGUCACCAGCUUGAACAUGUCUUUGGUGAUAUGGGCGUCAUCGCUAUCAUUCCUCUCGUGCUGUUCUUCGGAACUGGAAUUCUGAACAAAGAGGAUUUCAAUAACUUCCUGUGGACAAUCAUCAUUCUUGCCGCGGGUGGCCUGUGUCUCGGGAAGGCCGUCACUUCGUCCGGUCUGCUUCAUACCAUUGCUGGAAGCAUCACCGACCGCGUCGAACAUCUCAGUCUGUAUAGCGUGCUUCUCGUGUUUUCUGCACUAAUUCUCGUGAUUGCGACCUUCAUCUCGCACACGGUCGCCGCCUUAAUCAUCCUACCUCUCGUCCGCCAGAUCGGCGUCAACAUGGAGAACCCUCACCCUAAUUUGCUGGUGAUGGCAAGUGCAUUGAUGUGCUCCGUUGCCAUGGCGCUCCCAACGAGCGGAUUCCCAAAUAUGACUGCCAUCAUGACUGAAGUCCCGACAACCGGUCAACGAUACCUUCAAGUCCGCCACUUCCUCACUCGCGGUACCCCGUCGAGUCUGAUGGCGUUUGUGGUGAUUGUGACCAUCGGUUACGGCUUGAUGUAUAUCGCGGGACUUUAG